Molecule: messenger RNA, 816 nt
Organism: Funneliformis mosseae
Lineage: Eukaryota; Fungi; Glomeromycota; Glomeromycetes; Glomerales; Glomeraceae
Source: the annotation of a GenBank genome assembly
AUGCCUCGAGUAAACACGUUGAGCAAAACUUCAUUAUCGAACCUUCCUUCGGAUAUUCCAAAGAUCAAUAUGCCGUUUCCACCAAAGAUAACGGCAGAAGAAUUCAUCCGUGAUCGACCACUUUCCAGAUUACAUUUCAAACCACCGAAUUCAUUCUUUAUUUACAGAAAAUUGUUUGUAAGGCAACUAAAAUUGGAAAACUAUAAUGAUAAGAUGAUAAGGGUCAGUAAAUGGGCAAGCUGGUUUUGGUCCAAUGAACCGAAAGUCGUUAAGGAAUAUUACAAAAAUAUCGAGAAAGAUAUUCAAAAAUUAUUAAAAGAAAAGCGUCGAAAUAAUAAUCAACAAUCCGUCUACCCUAGAUUUAUUUUUGAAUAUCCUAAUAAAAGUAAAAAAAAGGAUUCAGACGACACCUUGCGAAAUAAAACUUCUCCGAAAAUCGAAAAUUCACGUUAUUUCAGCUUCAGUGUGGUGAAUCAUCCUAAGGAAUUUUCAGAAUUUAUUAAUUAUGAUCAAAUCACCCCGGAAUUUUCGAAACCUGGUAAUGAUGAUGGUCCGCUUACACCAACUUAUCCCGAAGAAGACUUUAUUUCCUUUAAUUUUGAAGAACCGAAGAAUUUCUAUCCACCGUACAUCAACUCAUUACCCAUUUAUUUGCCAAACCCGUUGUAUAACAACAAUACACCUUUCUCAUUCGUUGAGGACAAUAACCCAGAAUCUUGUUUUAAGUUGUUCGAUGAUAAUUUCAAUUAUCCUAUAUUCUUUCCUAACGUUACCGACCAAUUAAGUAUUCCAUGGAACGAAUUCUUAAACAUCUAA